Molecule: messenger RNA, 831 nt
Organism: Iphiclides podalirius (scarce swallowtail)
Lineage: Eukaryota; Metazoa; Arthropoda; Insecta; Lepidoptera; Papilionidae
Source: the annotation of a GenBank genome assembly
AUGCAUGUUCGGGAGGAACGCACGGUCCCCACGAGCGCGAGCGCACGGCUCAUCCCCGCUACCACCGCUAUAAAAGACGUCGCCCAAACCAGCCUUGCGCUAUUACGACAGUGCCUCUGUGAUUUUUCCCGCCGUUGUAUUUAUUUAAUUCUUCUUAACAAGAUGCAGACGUGGGUGCUGGUGGUUUGUGCAGCCGCUCUCGCGGCUCUGACUGCCGCCCAAAAACCAGGGCGUUUUCUGUCACUGCCCGUACCGCAGAAGUGCGCCAGCAGACCGAAGGAAUUCUCCUACCGUGGCCACAACUACUUCUACACCGGGCAUGUGCCCGCACUGGCUAACAAGAAGUUUGACUGGCUGGACGGACGCAACGUUUGCCGGGAGUAUUGUAUGGACCUAGUUUCGAUGGAAACUCAAGAAGAAAACAAUCUUAUCUUUAAAUUGAUCCAGCAGAACGAUGUACCUUACAUAUGGACGUCUGGCCGACUCUGCGAUUUCAAAGGCUGCGAGACUCGCAAAGAUCUUGAACCCAAAAACAUCUUGGGAUGGUUCUGGUCCGCAAAUAGAGAAAAGAUGUCGCCUACAAAUCAAAUUCCCAACGGCUGGGGAUACAACCCAUGGUCUCAAACGGGUCACAAGAAACAGCGCCAGCCUGAUAACGCCGAAUUCGACAUCAACGGAACAACGGAGUCCUGCUUGAGCAUCCUGAACAAUGUCUACAACGAUGGAAUCGCGUGGCACGACGUCGCAUGCUACCACGAAAAGCCCGUAGUGUGCGAAGACUCAGAGGAGCUUCUCAACUACGUCGCCAGCACCAACCCGGGAAUACGUCUG